Pan troglodytes (chimpanzee) is the source of this 1051-nucleotide messenger RNA. It is a transcript of the gene PSMA2, whose product is annotated as proteasome 20S subunit alpha 2. Bases 185 to 889 code for a protein of 234 amino acids. Gene Ontology annotation, biological process: ubiquitin-dependent protein catabolic process. Lineage: Eukaryota; Metazoa; Chordata; Mammalia; Primates; Hominidae. The transcript is spliced from 8 exons. Gene Ontology annotation, cellular component: proteasome core complex; proteasome core complex, alpha-subunit complex. The record is from RefSeq and is a predicted model, not a curated record.
AUGCGCACAGGCACAGAAUCGGGCAAGCCUCGCUUCUUAGAACUACAACACCCCGCAUGCUCUUGGAGCAGCUCUGACUCUCCUCCAAUCAUAGAGAGUAAAGGAAAGGCGAGGGGCGGGGAAAUGAAAGUAAAUCGGCCACAGUGCGCAUGUGUGCGGCUGUGCUUUGGCUCUUCGGGUAAAGAUGGCGGAGCGCGGGUACAGCUUUUCGCUGACUACAUUCAGCCCGUCUGGUAAACUUGUCCAGAUUGAAUAUGCUUUGGCUGCUGUAGCUGGAGGAGCCCCGUCCGUGGGAAUUAAAGCUGCAAAUGGUGUGGUAUUAGCAACUGAGAAAAAACAGAAAUCCAUUCUGUAUGAUGAGCGAAGUGUACACAAAGUAGAACCAAUUACCAAGCAUAUAGGUUUGGUGUACAGUGGCAUGGGCCCCGAUUACAGAGUGCUUGUGCACAGAGCUCGAAAACUAGCUCAACAAUACUAUCUUGUGUACCAAGAACCCAUUCCUACAGCUCAGCUGGUACAGAGAGUAGCUUCUGUGAUGCAAGAAUAUACUCAGUCAGGUGGUGUUCGUCCAUUUGGAGUUUCUUUACUUAUUUGUGGUUGGAAUGAGGGACGACCAUAUUUAUUUCAGUCAGAUCCAUCUGGAGCUUACUUUGCCUGGAAAGCUACAGCAAUGGGAAAGAACUAUGUGAAUGGGAAGACUUUCCUUGAGAAAAGAUAUAAUGAAGAUCUGGAACUUGAAGAUGCCAUUCAUACAGCCAUCUUAACCCUAAAGGAAAGCUUUGAAGGGCAAAUGACAGAGGAUAACAUAGAAGUUGGAAUCUGCAAUGAAGCUGGAUUUAGGAGGCUUACUCCAACUGAAGUUAAGGAUUACUUGGCUGCCAUAGCAUAACAAUGAAGUGACUGAAAAAUCCAGAAUUUCAGAUAAUCUAUCUACUUAAACAUGUUUAAAGUAUGUUUUGUUUUGCAGACUUUUUGCAUACUUAUUUCUACAUGGUUUAAAUCGACUGUUUUUAAAAUGACACUUAUAAAUCCUAAUAAACUGUUAAACCCA